AUAGUUGAGAAAGCAAAGGUAGAAGAGUAGAGACUUGAGGAUACAUCGUUAGACAUUCUAAACUUUUACUCCAGCAUCCCAUAUCUUAGCUUCAAUCCACUUUUCCAUUAUCCACCCCCCUCCACUCUAUCUGUUCAAUGUGCGUACGGAGUAUACAUAUCAAAUUGCCCCCCCUCUCGUCCAUACUCUCAUCUCGUCUCGUCUCGUCUCGUCUCGUCUCAACAAUCAAAGAUCGAAAUACCUUCCUCAUUCAAAAGUAAAGCAAUUGGAAAUUCAGAAAGACUUCAAACCUUUCUUCCAAGUUACAUAUACUUCUUGCCUCUACUUCAACAUCUAUAUCUCUAUCUAUAUCUCUACUUCUACCUUCUACCUCUUACCAAUCAUCUACUUCAAGUCUUAUCUAUAUUUUAAACUUCUCACCCACCUUCAAUCCUCUACCCUCCUGUACAACGAGGUACAACAUCGACAUAUACGACCAUCCUAUCCUAUCGUAUCCUUCUUAUCUAUCUUACUUGUUUAAGAUAUCGGAUUCGAAGAGUUUAGUUCCCCAAGUUCCAUUGUGUAGGAAAUUAGCAAAGCUUCACAAGGAUCCUUGGAAGAAGAUUGGAUUGCAUUUGCAUAUACAGUUGCAUUGUUAUCUCUCACAUCCAUCGACUCAUAAAGAACCCAUUGGUCGAAGCGAGAAUUAUCAAUCAUCCAAUCCAAUCCACCCGCCACAAUACUACAACGCUACCCAAGGAUUAAAUAAAACCGAAUUCCUACUACUUACCAAUUCAUUCUACACGAUAUUCGAUUAUUUUCCCCUUCUCUCUACCAGACUCCCGAAGUCAUACAGUUAUAAUAACAUACAUCAUAAUAAAUAAUCAUUCAUUCACAUAUUACAUUCAUAUUCUAUUGAUCAAUCAUCAAUAGAAUAUCCUUGUGGUUAUUAAUCAUCCAAACAUCAUUUCUCAAUACUCGAAUUUGGAAGUUGGUUCGAUAAGAACUUUCCGAAGAAGGCUCUGUAAUAAUAGUAAGGCCUACGAUAACCGCAUCGUCAACCUACUUUCUUCUAUCCUUAGAAGGCGUACAAUAACAUCGCCGCCGUUCGGUCACUGUUACCUUGGGUCGCUUUCACCGAUAAGAGCCAAAAAAGCAACAUCUUAUCAAUUCAUCCCGCCCUUUUCUCUUCUUCACCAAUCCUUAACUCUCAUAUCAGAAAGUGAGAGUGAAAUUCCAUGUUCUUCGAAACAAACCGACAGACUUCCUACCCUCCUCCUACUACCACUUACGACUUCACAUCAGAAAAAUCCAGAGUGAUGUCUGCAGAUUUCGCAAUGCCGGUUCAACAAUUCACGGCUUCCCCUUCUCAAUAUACUCUCUACAACAGUCAACAAAUCUCUCCGACAAAUACCACUCCGCCAACUCCAAAUAAUGCCUCUCCCACUUCACCAAGAAAUGGACUUCCAAAUUAUUUACCAGCGCACACUAGACAGUUGCGACCGCCCAAGUCACCAUUGUAUGUGCCAGCGGUUUUGAGACCAACAGAUCCACCCAGGAGAAUGAUGAAGCCAUCACCACUUACUCCACCACAAAGUAUGCAUAGCAGCUUUGAUGACUUGGAGAGCGCAACGACAUUGACUAGAAGAUCGACUGGAGAUAGUGGAAAAUUUGGAUUGGGCGCAAUAACUGAAUCUGAAUGGAGUGUCGAGGGCCUUGAAAAGGUAACCGCAUUGCCAACAAGAAAUCACUGGAAGCCUGAUGCCGAAUCCUCCAUCUGCGAUGAGACUACUUGCACAAAAUACUUCACCUACUUCACAAGACGCCAUCAUUGUCGGCGCUGUGGAAACAUUUUCUGCGAUCAACACUCUGGUUAUUCAAUUCCUCUUGAUCAAGAUGCCAACUACCACCCAAAGGGCACUCAAAGCCGUUCAUGCGAACACUGCUGGCACGAGUAUAGAAGCUGGUCCAUUGCACGAUCCAGUCGUUCCAACAGCGAAAGCUCUCAAGACGAACCAAGAACUCCCACUACCCCAGUCGUCAAUUGUGCCAGAGGUAGAGUUGUCGAUAACCUCAUUGGCCAACAAUUGAAAGGUCCACCCGAGAGUCUCCCAGCAAGUGUCCCAAGAGAUUGGCACUGGAGUACCUUCUAGAUGAAUUCCGGAACAUCACAUAUACACUUGGACGUUUACGAAUUCUACGAAUUCCCUUCUUUUUUGAUACCACAAUUACGAUAAGAAACGGCCUACUUGAGAGAAAGACGUACGAAUACACACAUAAUUUUCAACCAAUAUUGGCAGGCAUGUCUUCAACAAUUUAAAACCUGCUGCGAGUCGAACUUAGCGUUGCUAUUACCUGCUUUCUUCGCGUUGAAUACCCAAAGAUCCAGCUUACUUUCCAAUCGGCUUUGAACUAGACCUUUGUGCCAGAGCAGUAUACUACUGCUUGUUUAUCUUUUGAUUUUUUGAUGGGGGGGUUGUUUUCGGCACAGAUCUUCAUACAUAUUACAUUUCAGACUAAUUGUCUUUUUUGCUUUUUUUUGCGUUUGCAGUUGCUUUAGCGUGGGGUUUUUUGGUUGAUGCAAUAAAAUGGGACGCGUAUAUAUCAUUUAGACUUUGAUAUUGGCGAAUGAUCGAAGAUUGGGUGUUUGAUGGAAUGAAUCCAUUAUUUUAAUGGAUGGCGUAUUGGGAAUGAUAUGAUCACGGUCAUGGACUUAUGGGAAUGGGAUCGAUGGUUGAAGAUCGAAGAACGGAAAUAUUACAGGUUUGAUGGAAUGGGAUGGAUGGGGUGUUUUGAAAUGAUGAGAGAAGAUGAGAGAAAUAUAAGGAUUGAAUUACUGGCCAUAUGGUUCUUGUCGUAGGGUUAGAUUAGAUAUCAUGGCUUUGCUACAAUGAAAGUUUCAAGAUUCAAAGAUUACA
Molecule: messenger RNA, 2897 nt
Organism: Botrytis byssoidea
Lineage: Eukaryota; Fungi; Ascomycota; Leotiomycetes; Helotiales; Sclerotiniaceae
Exons: 2
Coding region: 1218-2132 (304 amino acids)
Biological process (GO): protein targeting to vacuole; protein transport to vacuole involved in ubiquitin-dependent protein catabolic process via the multivesicular body sorting pathway
Cellular component (GO): ESCRT-0 complex
Molecular function (GO): phosphatidylinositol-3-phosphate binding; ubiquitin binding; metal ion binding
Source: RefSeq, a predicted model, not a curated record